AAAUUCUGGUUUUGUCGGGUGAGUGUGAAACUUCUUUGUACUUUAAAUCCUGUUUUAAUGGCAAGUUUUCAAAGGAUCUUGGAUGAGUAGCUCUGUAUAUAUCCAGAAGAUAGUGACAAAAUUUAAAAAUUCGAAAGAGUUUUCACUUGGAUGAAGUUUUGUGGAACUGACUGGAUGUACAUUGGCUCUUUGUGGAUAAUUUGUGAUUGUAACUUCAGUAUCUUCAGAGUCAGAGUUUCUGACACUCUCAUCAACUGGAUCCAUUUUUUUCCCCAAAAAUACUUCAUGUCUUGGAUUGAGAGAAGAUUCCUUGGAUUUGAAAGGACAAGUACCAGUAAUUCUCUUCAUAGCGCAGUGUGUUGGGAAUAGGAAGCACUGAUAACGGAUAUUUAUUUCUUGAGUUGCAACUCCACAAAUUUGCUUCUUUAGAUGCAACGUCUGGAAGUCUUGUCGUACAUUCAUUUGUGAUUUGGCCAGAAAUGUGAGUUCCUGAAUUUUGAGCUACAUUUCGGUCGAAAAAGUAGAAUUUUGGUGCUGGACUUAAACGAUUUUAGGACCAGACUACUUGCAAGAGUUCUUAUUGCUUCGGACUGGUCUACUGUGGUUACCAGACUGCUUCGGACCUCAGCUGUCAAAGCACCUAGAUUUCAACAAACCUUGGACUGGUCUGGUACCUUGACUUCUGAGCAUCUUAGACCAGUCUAGUACCUGGACUCCUCUCUACAGGAUAUAAUGCGGUUAUAGUGAUUCCAGCGGUUGUGAUGACCCAGUACAUGCUGCAGCGCUUCCUGGCCCAGGAGACGGAAGCCAUCCACAAUAACGCGUACGACGCGGCGCUGUCCUUCUCACAGGCCACAGACUUGCAGAUUACCAAUGGCGAACUGGUACCCGUCCAGGGUCAGCCGGGCGAGGAUGUUAGUGGAAGGGGUGGUGCCCCGCCCAUGCUCAACGGCCACGACCACCGCAGGAUGUCGGCGUCGCUCAAGAGGUCACAUGACUUGAUGGCCGGUGGGGGGAAUGGAGGAGGGGCGUCGGCUGUGAAAGGUUCGGUGGUGGGGCCCGGAUUGGGAUAUGCCACUGUGAUGUUGACAGAGGAGAGCAGAGAGCCCAAAGUCAAAACGCAAAACACACAUGUCACAUCCCACGGCCUACCAACGACCCAAGGCCCUGCUGACAAACUCUCCAGCAGUGACCUAGUUACCAUGGUAACGUCAGCCUCCCCACUCAGCAUCAGCACCAUGGCAACCACGGUGCAUACGCCCCCAAGUCCUGCUCCUAGCCCCUCCCCUUCAGCGGUUGCCAACACGGCCGCCCACCCAGACGAAAGUAUUAUUCCAAUCGCAAGAAAUGAGAAGAAGUUAACCAAAGAGGCCAUGGGACAGUACUUAAGAGAUCGAUGUCACCAAACAGUUGUCAUACAACAUGCUAAGGUGGCGCAGAAGUCAUACGGAACAGAAAAAAGGUUCUUCUGUCCGCCUCCCUGCAUCUACCUCCUAGACCCAGGCUGGAGACGUAAGCGAGAACAGAUGCAGCACGAUGGAGAGACAGAAGCAGGCUCUCAGGUCUGUGCCUUCAUGGGCAUCGGUAACAGCGAUCAAGAUAUGCAACAACUUAACCUGGAAGGAAAGGAUUACUGUGCUGCCAAGACGUUGUACAUCUCCGACUCCGACAAGAGGAAACACUUUCUCCUGUCAGUCAAGAUGUUUUAUGGAAGCGGGGAGGAUAUAGGAGUCUUCAACAGCAAGAGGAUAAAAGUCAUCUCUAAGCCUUCCAAGAAGAAACAGUCACUCAAGAAUGCCGACUUGUGUAUCCAUUCAGGGUCAACGGUGGCGCUCUUCAACCGUCUCAGAUCGCAGACUGUCAGCACGAGAUACCUCCACGUAGAAAACAACAACUUCCACGCCAGUUCCCAGCAGUGGGGAGCGUUCACGAUACACUUACUGGAUGAUGAGGAAUCAGAGAGUGAGGAAUUCACAGUUCGAGAUGGUUACAUCCACUACGGCUCAACAGUCAAACUGGUGGACAUCGUAACAGGCAUGGCUCUACCAAGAUUGAUUAUCCGGAAGGUAGACAAGCAGACGUCGCUGCUGGAUGCUGACGACCCCGUCUCACAACUCCACAAAUGUGCCUUCUACAUGAAAGACACCGAGCGCAUGUAUCUGUGUCUCUCACAGGAAAGGAUCAUCCAAUUCCAGGCCACCCCUUGUCCCAAGGAGACAGACAAAGAGAUCAUAAACGAUGGUGCCUCUUGGACCAUCAUCAGCACAGACAAAGCCGAGUACAGCUUCUAUGAGGGUAUGGGACCGGUCAAAGCUCCGGUCACACCGGUACCUGUCGUGAUAGACUUACAGUUGAAUGGGGGCGGGGACGUGGCCAUGCUUGAGCUGACGGGAGAGAACUUCACGCCGAACUUGAAGGUUUGGUUUGGGGACGUGGAGGCCGAGACGAUGUACAGAUGUGCCGAGUACAUGCUUUGUGUAGUCCCAGACAUCUCAGCGUUCCGUGGCGAGUGGCGAUGGGUUCGUAGACCGACCCAGGUCCCUGUCACGUUAGUCCGUAACGACGGCAUCAUCUACCCAACGGGGCUUACAUUCACGUAUACACCGGAGCCCGGUCCAAGGCCAAUCAACGGAGCCCUGGAUGGAAUCCUUCAUUAAGUCUGCGGGGUGGAAUUUUUGUAUAAAAUAUCAUCAGGAAAGUGACUGAAAAACUUAUCCUCCGUUAGGUCUGCAGAGUUGUGUCUUUGUAGAGAAAACUCACAAAGAAAUAACAGACAGUCUAACUAGUGGAAUGUGAUGCUUCAUUCGAAUUCCACAAACAUGAUUAAGUGCGUUGCCAUGGAUACACACAUUUACUUUUUAGCGAGGCAUGUUGAAGUGAUGGAAGUGCCAGUUCAUGAGUCGGACAUCAGUGGAACACUCCAUUUUGUAAGAGGGGUGUUGCAUUGCUGAUGUGCUCCAGAGGGAUUGCCUACUUUUGCAAGACGGAGAAAAGGAAUACUUUCAGCUUUUGUUAGUAUGAUUUCUCAAGCACUGUGAUGUCAAGAAAACUCCCAUCGUUAAUAAGAGUAUGAAUUCCUGGCUCAGGAAUUCCAACGUUGCACCGUCAAAAGGAAUUCUAGUUAAGCAAAGCAAGCUCUUCACAGCAUCAGCCAUAUUUGCAGACGACACUCUUCAUACUGUACGAAGGAGUCUUGGAAGAUGCGUUUUUGCAGAGGAGACAUACAUGCAAGAGUUGGAGGACAACGGAGUUCAUCGUUGACUUGUUCCAGAGGAUUUUAUGGCUACAACGUUUCACUGGCAGGAUAUUUGCCUGAAAUUCCCUUUUGACUUGUCUUGGAAGGCAAGAUUUUGAUCAAAACCCAUCAAUUGAGGUCACUGCUGCAGUGUGGGAUGUGAGCCAGCCAACUGACCCUUGCAAGCUCAGUGGUCUGCUGAUCGAACAUCUGCACUCAUGAGCGGGUUUUUGGUUCGACUCCCACUGGAGCAAACUUGUGAAUUUUUUCUCGCACGCUUCCUGGAAGUGCUUGGAAUACUGUGCUUAUAAUAUUUCAUCAGUGAAAAGCAUUUCAUCAUCUUCUCGGUAACUGAUGAGCUUCAAGUCACAAACACUUGUGAUUGUUGCAUCAAAUUCAAGAGGAUUUGCAGAAGUUUUCUUCGCAGGAAUCACAGCCCUUCACUGAUUUGUAGUCUGAGCAAUCCGACUUCAGAUCCGAGGAUACGGAAUUCUUUUACAGUAAGGUAAAAGUUCACGUUUUGGAGGAAAUAAUGGCUGCCAGAUGUGCUGGUUCUCGUGUCUGUUGUCAUGGAAACGAAUGGGUCAAAGGUCACCAUUGGAAAACAAUUCAUAGAUAGACUUUGUUCUAAUCAGCAUAAGGUAUUCAUAAUUGACUGGAAAUGGUCGGCCAUCUUUGUCUGGUUCUCAGUGUCUUUAGCACAUCAUGAAAUGUCAAAUUUGAAACGGAACCAGACUGUAUCUUGCAUCUGGAAUAACGCACUGUUAUUUUUCAAGAUCCGUUUUUGAGAUUCGACACAAGGUCAAUUGUAUAAACACCUUGUUGACAAUCGUCUGGUUUCCAAUAUCACUGAUGAACAUGUACAUACUGAAUCUUAAUUUUGAAUUUUUUUUUAUGACAGGGAGCCAGACCGAUGCUUUUUUAAAUUAUCUUAACUCGGUCUCCAUUUCCUGGUUCAGUAAUUUUUGAGAUUUUUUUUUUCUCUUCUUUUGUAAGCCAUGGUUUUUAUUGUGUAAUAUAUAUUUGGAUGUACCAUGGCAGUUCACAUCUUCUUUUUAAUAAGUGACAGAUCUCAAAUGUAUGGAGGGCAGAUGAGUCAAAGUAGGAAAUUGCCUGAAGCCAUAUUUUCUCUGAUAAAACCAUGAACAUCUUGAAGACAUAAAAUGUUGCCGAAUUGUUGUGAUUUACUGAAAAAAAUUCAGAACAAUCACACCUCUCAUUCGCCAAUUUCAAACGUUAAGAUUUCUUGUACUCCAUAGGCCAAGUAAUGAAACAAAAUUGGUUAAAAACAAAUAAAUUGGUUGUUCAUCUUGAAGUAUGGAGUAACAGCGCCCUCAAGCUAUAAGCCAGUUCGGUAUCUCGGUGAAGUAGUCCAUGUCAGAGGUCAUUCGGGAUAAAAUCGCUGACGUGAUGAUACGCGAUGUUACGCGGACGCCCAUUCUGCUUGCAGUUAACACGCGAGCGUCGUGCGCCUGGGUCCGUGCGCCUUCAUGAGCCUUCAAUUAUCCUGAAUGACAUGUGACCCAUAUCAUUGUGCGCAUGCGCAGUUGAAAUACCUAACUGGAUUAUUGUGUCUAUAGCCCAAAUGAUAGCUGGCAUCGUUAUCCAGAAAACUUUGAUUGCUCUUUCAAAAAAAAAAAAAAAAUACAAAAAAUUGUCUCUUACAAGAAUUCAUUUGAAAUUUGAGGAUGGUUAUUUUGUUCACAAAAAAAAUUGUUGGAGAGAGGAAAGAAAAACAAAAGGUGCCUUAAAAGGGGCAGAAAGAGAACAACAAACAAGUUUUUUUUGUUACAUGGCCUCUAGCCUCACUAGACUUCCAUCAGUCCUUCCCCGAGUCACAAUCAAGCCUUGAACAAGUUAGUUUAAACUUGAGCUUUAAGAAAGAAAUAUACAAAUUUUAUAUAUUUUUAUAUUGUCAUUCUGCAGAAGUGUUGCUACAUGUAUGUACUUCGCACAGCAUAUUCUUUUUAAAGAGAUACGUAAAACUAGGUAGUUUGUUCAUGAGUUGAUAUAUUUGUGUAUAUGGCCCACCUUCAAUUUAACAGGUGCCUUGAUUAAUAGUAGCUUUGUACAUUGUGCAUACACUCCUUUCUUGUGCACCCCCUGCUCCCCCACCCCUUCCUCAGCCCUUCCCUGCCCCUUCCCCGCCCCCUACUGCUCCCCCUCCCUGCCAAAGAUUUUAUCUGUGCCCAAAUGUCCACUUGUUUACUCCUUUCUGUCGCAAACACUUCAAACCUUUUAAACUUUUUGAUAAAGGAUUUCGAAAAGAAAAUGUAAUGUUUUGCGUUUGCUCAUUAUUUCAAGAUCGGUCGGCUCUUUGGCUCUGUGCCAAGUUAAUCUUGCCUCGUCUCAAAAAAGUCACUAUUUUUUUGAAAUUAUGGUUGUUCUACACAAAGUGUGACUAUAACCACCAGAAAAUAAAUUUAAACAAAUCAAAUAAAAAUCGCUGAUUUUAAACAAGCUCAGAUGAUCAGAGAUGAAACUUUUCCGAUUUUAAUCGGAAAUCCGACUUUUUGAAUUUUCCAACGAAAUUUCCAAUUUUUUUUUAUCAAUGUGUCCCACAAAAUUUGAUUUUUUGUAACGAUUUUUUCACAAAAUGUCAUUUUAUUUCAAUCAUAAUUUCGCAGAAAAGUCGAUGAAUAGUCGAUGGAAAUGACACGUUAAAAUCAUCGCGAACGUAGUUUUAAUCUCUUUCACUAGUCGUUAUUGGAGUGUUUCAACGGUAGAAACACAGGCCAUAACACUGAUCGGUGCCUUUUCCGGCUGGACAAAAGGUUAAACAUUGACAGGUGACAUGGAAAAAACUGUGUCGCACGUGCGUGCUUGUACUGUACGCAAUGAUACCAGCGCACGUACCGUACCGUCCGCUCGCACACGGCCGGUCGGGAACAGUAGCCUUCCUUGCUUGCGUCGUGUUUCAUUUCCUUUACCCACGCCCUUUUUUAUAAACCUUUUUAUUCUUUAGUAAUACUUUACCAAAUUUCUGUGAAUAAACCUGGAGCAACAAUGUCACAUCCGCACCCUAUACCACCAGCUGACCUCACUGCCAGGGUUGUAACACAGUUGUGGUUAGUCAUGAAAUUCUUUGGCACUUUUAAAGGAAACACACCUUUUAAAGGCAACAUAGAACAUUUGCUUUUGCUGUAAUUUUCAGAAAUGGAUGGAUUUGGGGAUUAGUAUUUCAUAGCAACUAUUUGUUACACUGACCUCUUUAAAGGUUUAUGUUCAUAGAUGCUGGAAAAAAAAACAUGAAAAAAAUACUGUUCUUGUAAUCUGGUUCCCAGACCCUACUUCAGACAAAACGGAGCAAAUUAUAGAAAUCAGGUCAGGGUACCAGACUAUUAGGCUUGCACCCGUUCACAGAUGUGUAACCGAUUGCAAACAAAAUGUUCACUAACCAAAUUUGGUCACUUGGGGGCAGUAUUUGGAAAAAAGUCAGUGUUUGCGAUAGAAAACUAGUAUUAUAGAAAAGGGAUAUAAUUCUUGAAAAUGACAGCACACCAGGUGCCACAAUUUCAAAGGAUGCUUGAGACUAUUAUUCACUUACAGUCAAGUAAGAUAUUUCAUAAUAAUUUGGCGGUUUUGCUUUUUUUGAUGUUGGCAAAUGUUGUACCGGUAUAUUGCCUUUAAUUGCCAAAUUGUUUAGUAGCAUUCUUUUGGGUGUUGCAGAAAGCUUACUAUCCUUCAUUUUUAUUUUUCACUGACACAUAACACCCCCGAUCCCUUUGAGACUUGCUGUCCACAGUCACACCAAGUUAUAUUAUUUCAACGAUUAGAGAUAAGUACAUGAAAAGUUUGACUUAAAAAAUGGUAAACCUUCAUAAUGUCACAAUGAGUCUGUAGCUGUGUGCAUAUCCCCUCUUGUGAAUAUCUGAGCACUUUCAUUGGUUAGAGUCAAUUAUGAUGUCAUUGUGUAAACUCAUGAAUAAUGCAUUAGCUGAUAAAUAAAGUGAAACGCCUUGAUGUAAAAAGCUUUUUGACUAUAGAUGUACAUGUAUAUCAUAUCCUUGCUUUGCAGAAAUAAAGUACAUGUGUAAAUCAGCUAUGACACUGCCGUAUGAUAAUCAUUCCAGCAUGAAUAUUUAUAUCAAUUGAAUAUUCAGAUUUAUUCAGUUAAACAUGAAUAUUCAUUUAUUACUCAUUUUAACACCUAAAAGGUCAUCUUGUACAUGUGUCCAAUUUGUCAUUCCGAAAAACGGAAUACCAUUCAAACUGCUGUACAUGUAUUUGGUUUGCUGCACCCUAGAUGGUGAUAUAGCUCCUUUGAAAUAUCAUGAAUAUUAAUAAGGUGUCUUAAAUAUUCAUAUUUUUUUCUUUUAGUUUAUCGGUUACUCUUACAGUAUUCUUUCUUCAUGCACCUGUAUAUUCAGAUUCUUAAUAAUCGCCAAAAAAGUGUAUGCGUUCAAUCGAAAUGUUAUUUUUGUAAGAAAGAAAUUUUUUAAAACAGUAUUCAUAAUUUUGUUAAGUUUUUAAAAUGUUUUAAAUGACAUACAUCUUUAGCGCAUACGGUGUAUGAUUGCACAAAAUGAAUGCAUAUUGAUAUGUAGCAUAUGUGUAUUUAGCAUACCACACUGUUGUUAGAGUCUGGCUCCUUUUUUUUAUCCCCAUAAGGCUAAUGUGUGGAGACCACAGGGGACCCUCCAUGUCAAGUGAAAUUCUGCAUUAUUCACAAUUAUUAAUGCACAAUUUAGACAAUCCUAAAAAAGCAGUGUAAGGCAAAAAAAAAAAAA
Patiria miniata (bat star) is the source of this 7965-nucleotide messenger RNA. RefSeq names its product recombining binding protein suppressor of hairless-like (gene rbpj). The coding region runs from base 762 to 2657 and encodes 631 amino acids. Gene Ontology annotation, molecular function: DNA-binding transcription activator activity, RNA polymerase II-specific; RNA polymerase II cis-regulatory region sequence-specific DNA binding. NCBI's taxonomy places the organism in Eukaryota, Metazoa, Echinodermata, Asteroidea, Valvatida, Asterinidae. The record is from RefSeq and is a predicted model, not a curated record. Gene Ontology annotation, cellular component: nucleus. The transcript is spliced from 12 exons. Gene Ontology annotation, biological process: regulation of transcription by RNA polymerase II.